Parascedosporium putredinis is the source of this 2280-nucleotide messenger RNA. The record is from the annotation of a GenBank genome assembly. NCBI's taxonomy places the organism in Eukaryota, Fungi, Ascomycota, Sordariomycetes, Microascales, Microascaceae.
AUGUGGUUCCAGUUCGCCCCAGAUGUGCAAAAUAGGUCGCAGCUCUUCUACGGGUUCCCGACCGUCCCUUGGGGGCCGCCUGAUCUCGUGCGGAUCGCGGUAGACGCUGCCACGAACCGCAUCAAAGAUCCCGAUGAGCGACAGGUCGACGUUAUUAGCGCCGAAGAUAUCACCGACACUCAGGACUUUGUCGAAAACCACGUGCGUGGUGUUGAUGCUGGUGCUCCCGCCCAGAGUCUGAGCUGUCUACAGACAAACGUCUUUGAUAAUAUGUUUGUCCUCGAUUUCGUUCCCGAGAUCUUUCUCAGCGGCGGGCCCAAAGAUAGCAUCGUCGUCUAUACUGCUGGUUGGGCUAUGAAAUUUGUCCCGCUGCUUGGCCGUGCUCUCGCCGAGAUGGCGAUUGAGGGCAGGUCCGAGUUUGCGCGUCCCGAGUUCUUUAUCAACCGGACCGACUCUUCUGGCCAGGGCAUCAUUGUCGAAACUGAAUUCUUGAUUCAGACUAGAAACCUCAACUUGAUAGGACAAGGUUCGGCUAGGCCAUACUCUGCGCUCUCGCAGAGCCUCUCCCACGGACCGCAAGACCGCCACCACCACCAAACCCCUCCCCUCCACUUCCACCGCCCACACCGCCCCUCCGCCCUCGAAACCACCCUCACCUACCACGACCUCGACCUCCUCUCCAACCGCCUCGCCGCCGGCCUCCGCGCCUUCGGCGUCCGCAAAGGCGACCGCGUCGCCGUCAAGCUCGGCAACUGCGCCGAAUUCGCCGCCUUAACCUACGCCGCCUUCAAGCUCGGCGCCAUCCUCGUACCCCUCAACCCGGGCUUCAACGCCAAGCAGGUCGCCGCCGCCCUCUCCCACCUCCAGGUCGAGCUCCUCGUCGUCGCCGCCGUCACCGACCUCGCCUACAAACCCUGCCGCGGCCGCAGCAACGAGGCCCUCCUGCGCGCCAUCCUCCCGGACCUCGAGUCCCCGCGUGUCCAGUCGCCCCUCGUCCCCUCCCUCAAGACCGUCAUCACCCUCGACAACCUCGCCGCGCACCCGAGCACGCCCUUUACCCCGCUAGACAAAUGCCGCGCCCUCACCCCUUUUGACCACCUCCUCGAGGCUGGCGGCUCCUCCGGCCGCCCCAUCGUCCCCGACGCGCCCCUCCUCCCCUCCGACACCAUCAACAUCCAAUUCACCUCCGGCACCACCUCCACCCCCAAAGCCGCCAUGCUCACUCACACCUCCAUCCUCAACAACGGCGCCCUCAUCGCCCACCGCAUGGGCCUCGUCCCCGACGACCGCAUCGUCGUGCCCCCGCCCCUCUUCCACUGCUUCGGCUGCGUCCUCGGCUACAUGGCCACCGCCACCACCGGCGCCGCCAUUCUCUUCCCCUCCCCGGCCUUUGACCCCGAAGCCAACCUCCGCAUGAUGGCCGACCACGACGCCACCGGCCUCUACGGCGUCGCCACCAUGUUCCUCGCCGUCCUCGACACCCUCGCCUCCGGCUCCGUCAUCUCCCGCGACCAAGUGCCCCGCAACCUGCGUAAAGGCAUCGCCGCCGGCAGCUCCGUCCCCGAAUCCCUCAUGCGCCGCCUCUACGCCGAGCUCGGCCUCGAGGACCUCGUCAUUUGCUACGGCAUGACCGAGACCAGCCCCGUCAGCUGCAUGACUAGCCCCCACGACCCCUUCGAGAAGCGCACCUCCUCCGUCGGUAAGGUCAUGCCCCACACUGCCGUCAAGAUCGUCGACCCCGCCGACCGCUCCCGCGUCCUACCCCUCGGCGAGCGCGGCGAGCUCGCCGCUUCGGGCUACCUCGUCAUGCGCGGCUACUGGGGUGACGAGGCCAAGACUGCCGAGGUCAUGACGACCGAGUCCGACGGCCGCACUUGGAUGUACUCGGGCGACGAGGCCAGCAUGGACGCCGACGGCUACGUCGAAAUCACCGGCCGCAUCAAGGAUCUCAUCAUCCGCGGCGCCGUCUCCGUCGUUGGCGUGCCCGACGAAAAGUACGGCGAGUCUGUCGGCGCCUUUGUCAUCCCGGCAAAGGGCGUUCGGGUGAGUGACGGAACCGGCACCGAGCCCGCCGCGGGAUCCGAGGGCAACGAUAGGGUGCUCACGCCGGACUCGGUGCGUGACUGGGUCCGGGAACACCUAUCUAGUCAUCUCGUGCCCAAACACGUGUUCUGGGUGGAGGAUUACCCCAAGACGGCCAGUGGCAAGAUUCAGAAGUUUAAGCUACGCACACUAGCCAAGGACAUGAUAUCGGGCGAAGCAACCCCGCCCAGGUCAUAA